Pectinophora gossypiella (pink bollworm) is the source of this 4224-nucleotide messenger RNA. It is a transcript of the gene Flo1, whose product is annotated as flotillin-1. Gene Ontology annotation, cellular component: plasma membrane. The record is from RefSeq and is a predicted model, not a curated record. Gene Ontology annotation, biological process: positive regulation of cell junction assembly; regulation of receptor internalization; protein localization to plasma membrane. The transcript is spliced from 10 exons. Bases 159 to 1436 code for a protein of 425 amino acids. Lineage: Eukaryota; Metazoa; Arthropoda; Insecta; Lepidoptera; Gelechiidae.
AGCGCGUCAUAAAUGUCUUCCUUCGCGCGGCGCUCGCCCCUCCAUUUCUGUUGAAGCCGAUUUGUGUUUUGAUAUAAUAUUACUCGAUAUUUUAUGGUUUUAUUUUAUUUACGCAGUUUAUUUAGUUCAGACUUAGUUUAUUAUUCGUGUCGACAGCCAUGACCUGGGGUUUUGUUACUUGUGGUCCGAAUGAGGCGCUUGUAGUGUCAGGAUGCUGCUACUCAAAGCCGCUGCUGGUGCCGGGCGGACGAGCGUUCGUGUGGCCGGCCGUGCAGCGCGUGCAGCGGAUAUCCCUCAACACCAUGACCCUACAAGUGGAGUCUCCCACCGUCUACACCAGCCAGGGGGUGCCCAUCUCCGUUACUGGUAUUGCGCAGGUCAAAAUCCAAGGUCAGAACGCCGAGAUGCUGCUCUCCGCGUGCGAGCAGUUCCUAGGCAAGUCGGAGCAGGAGAUCCAACACAUAGCGCUGGUAACCCUCGAAGGUCACCAGCGAGCUAUUAUGGGCUCCAUGACCGUCGAGGAGAUAUACAAGGACCGGAAGAUAUUCUCCAAAAAGGUGUUCGAAGUGGCUUCGAGCGAUCUCAUCAACAUGGGGAUCACUGUAGUGUCCUACACAUUGAAAGAUAUCCGAGAUGAGGAGGGAUACCUAAAAGCUUUGGGUAUGGCGCGUACGGCGGAGGUCAAGCGGGACGCACGCAUAGGCGAAGCGGAGGCACAAGCUGAAGCGAAAAUCAAAGAGGCGAUGGCAGAGGAGCAGCGAAUGGCCUCUAGGUUCCUCAACGACACUGAAAUUGCUAAAGCGCAAAGAGAUUUCGAACUUAAAAAGGCAGCUUAUGAUGUCGAAGUGCAAACGAAAAAGGCGGAAGCGGAGAUGGCCUACGAGUUACAAGCGGCCAAGACGAAGCAACGCAUCAAGGAGGAACAGAUGCAGAUUAUGGUAGUGGAGCGGACGCAGGAGAUCGCCGUCCAGAAAUGGGAAGUACAGCGCCGGGAGAAAGAGCUAGAGGCCACAGUCCGCAGGCCUGCGGAAGCGGAAAAGUUCAAGCUGGAGAAACUGGCGGAGGCGCACAGGCUGAAGACCGUGCUCGAGGCUGAGGCCGAGGCAGAGGCCGUCAAAGUUCGCGGGGAGGCGGAGGCGUACGCUAUCAAGGCGAAGGCUGUUGCGGAUGCCGAGCAGAUGGCCAAGAAGGCCGAGGCAUGGAAGGAGUACGGGUCUGCCGCCAUGGUCGACAUGAUGCUAGAGACUCUGCCUAAGGUGGCAGCGGAAGUGGCGGCGCCGCUGUCGCAGGCGCGCAAGGUGACGAUGGUGUCGUGCGGCGGCGGCGAGGUGGGCGCGGCCAAGCUCACCGGCGAGGUGCUCAGCAUCGUGCAGUGCAUCCCCGAGCUCGUCAAGGGCGUCACCGGGGUCGACAUCUCCAAGGCUCGCGCCCUCUAAUCCAGCAUUCUACGUAGAGAUAACAGGACUUAAAUGUUAUUUACGUAGUCAUUUACCCACUUUAUUUUUUAAUUCGAAUUUAUAUAUUAUCUACUAUUAAAAGGUAAGUGAUAAUUUGUUCAACCUAAGUGCCACUUUGGAAUAUUAAAGUAACAAAAACAAAAUUAUACCAAAGCUAAAUUGUAUUUAAAAAGACUUUCGUUUUUGCAGGCGAUUUGAAUGUAUAAUGUUGAAAUCAAAAAAUUAAAACAUCGAUCAAAACUUAAAUUCUAUUAUUCAUGACUAAAUAUAAUAAGUACAAUAUUAUAUUAUAUUUUUUAGAAGACGAUCCUACUAAUUGUACAUAUUUUCAGUAAUGCUCUAAAAGUUUCAGAUAAGAGAUCUUUAAAAUCAGUAUUCGCUAUAAAGAGUAAAAAUCUAUAAGAAAAUAUAUAAUUCUACUUUGUAAUUGAACGUGGUUAGUGUUAACUCAAUUUACAAUUGUUUAAGGUUAGAUCCUCGUAGCGGGGGAUUGUUUUGAUUCGUAUAUCCAGGGUGACUAAUAGAUCUUCUCUUGUGGUGACUUUAGAAAACUAAAUGGUCUGGAUCGCCAUUUGUAUUCAAAUCUGUAAUGCAGGUCAAAGAGCAAAUAGACACACAGGCCCCGUGUUCGUUAAGUCACAGGGGCGGCCCUAGCAAAAUAUUUAGGUGCUGCGAUAUCUCACAUUGGCGCAUUUCAAAAUAGAUUUUUUCGAUUAGUUUACGGUCACCGAAAUAUACCUUUAUUGAAUCUUUCUAAAAAGCCACCCAUUAAAAUGUAGGAGUUUUGUAGUUUGUAUUAUCUCCUAAACACUACCAAAAUCAGUACACGCCCCGACGGAUACCAUCAAUUAUUAACAGUAUACCCUAUUAGAGCCUCCAUACCUCAUUCAAUUAGGUUUAUUUUAGUUUAAAAACAAAUUACCAUUGUUGUGUCGUCUAUUUGCGGUUUGAUCUAAGAACAGUCACUACUAGAUCUGAUUAAGGCCUUCUGCACGGAAUCUCGUGCGUACAACGAUAGCAGAACAUUCUGAAUUAAAUAGCGCCAUUGAUUUUAGUUUCGUAUAGCGUAUGUUGAUCAUAAAUGUGAAAAUUGACCAAUUGCCUAAAUUCUUUUCCAAAGUAGAAGAUUACUAACGACUGUUAUACAAAAAUAAUACCUAUAUUUUUUUAUUUAGCUAAACUGUCAUUAGGGUAAAUGAAAAUAUUUGGUGUUCAGAAAAGUACAGUUUAGAAAUUAUAAUUGUAAUGUAGCGCAUUCGUAGUACACCAUUGGCGUCUUUUCUAAAAUUCAUAUACUAUUAGUGGUUUUGACGUACAUUUGUAUGAGGGUUAGUGGUUUAGUGAAGCAGUUCAUUCGUCACCUAGUCAAUUGCUUUGAAAUAUAAAAUGUUAUUGUUAUGUUUAUCUAUAUUUACAUAAAACACUAUUUAUUUCAGUGUAUUUGGAUUGCGCAUCUAUAAUGUAAUUAUAGUAAUGCGUUUGCAUUUAAUGAAAAUUAAAUUUUAGUCGAAUGUAUAAUGGCUUCUCUGCAAUUGUGACGUAGUACAGGCCAACCGCGUUUGUCAAAAUAUUUAAUUCUGUAUCAUGUUUACUCAUCUGCUUUAGUUGGUACAUGAUUCUUCAUGAACAUGCCUUUACGUUUCUAUUUCAAUGUUUUACAAUGCAGAACAUGUACUUAUUUGAAGAUAUAGACUAAUUGAUGAAAUUCGCGAGAUAUUCAUUCUAUAUGUAUUUCACUAAAAUAUAUGAUGUGAAUCUCUAAUAUGUAGAGGGUCAUUUAUUUUUGUAGUGGCCACGUUAUCACUAUGAUGCUUAUGUAUAUUCAGUUCUUAUGGCAUAUACAUUUAUCUCGGCCAGUUCUUGUUGGCUCUGGUACGAUGUUUUUAUUUUUCAUUUUAUGUUUUUGAAUUUUAUUGUUCAUCUAGCGUAGAUAGAGUUAAUAAGGUUAAAUAAAGCAUCUUAUUAUAGGAGUACAAAAGAGAUAUAACUUAGGAUUUUCUAAGUUUAUUUACUUAGCUUGUUUUCAUAAUAAUUGUGUGAAAAGUUUGCUUCUCUGUCAGCACAAACAUUAAAAAUACUGCAUGUUUAGCUUUAAAACAAUUAUUUUUCAAAUACUGUGCUACGUGGAGGUCACUACAUUCCAUGCGAAAAUGUUAUGAUACCUACCUUAGAUAUAUUUGAAGUUCUAAUUAGCUUGUAUAUUCAAUGUGCGUAGUGCUUGGCUUAUGCACAAAUAUUAAAGGAUAAUUGUACGGCAGACAUGGAUAAAAUGGGUCGUUAGUUUAACGAGAGGCAAUAAAAAGCGUGUUAAAAAAGGCGUAGUUGUGAUUGUAUCAGUCCAUGAAAUAACUAUUUUUCAAUGUUGCAUUUAAAGCGCAAAUACUAGCUUAUUAAUAUGUAAUGUGGUGACCGCCUCUUUCUUUAAGUGUAAGGGUGAUGUGUUAUUAUCUGUAGUGGAGAUCAUAGCAUAGAAUCCGACCAUAUUAAACUUUUUUACGUAGAGUAGAUACUUACUAACUUGAUGCGACAUGAAUCUUAGAAUAUGGUUAAAAGUCUUUCAUUGUUGACGGAAGGUUUUUCAAGGUUGGAUCCUAGGCUACUAAAUCUUAUGAAUCGUGAAUAAGGAAAUGGCAUAAUAUGAUAGGAGAUUGAUGCACUGAGAGUGGCACAACUAUUUCUUUAUAUUCUGUGUGAAUCACAAUUUUGAACAAUGUAUGUGUAUUGACGUGGUUUUUAUUCAUGUAUAUUCAAUAAAAAUUACAGAAUA